This is a messenger RNA of Adineta ricciae, 215 nucleotides long. NCBI's taxonomy places the organism in Eukaryota, Metazoa, Rotifera, Eurotatoria, Adinetida, Adinetidae. The record is from the annotation of a GenBank genome assembly.
AUGGACACACUUACUCAACGGCCAGCACGCACUACAGCUGGCAAAACAUCUAAAUAUGCUGAUUUUUCAGUUGUUUCGUUUCCUCAACUGAAAAAGCAUUCUAUUGUCAAGGCAUCCUUAAUUAAUUUCGAUCCACUGAGUACUUUUGGAGUUCAAGCUGGUAAUAUCAAGGCUUAUGGAGAAAGAAAAAAAUUACUAGUCAUUAAAACAGGUGA